AUGGGCCGCAGGCAUUCAGCGCGAGGCUCAGCGCCCACUACUACUACUACUACUAUCCGCCAGACGAGUAUCGAUCUAGACUCAGCAGAGCGGCCGUUUGAUAAUAUCAUCAACUUCCGCGAUGUUGGGUCGUCCAUCAACCAGAUCCACGGGUCACGGUUACUUAAAGAGGGGGUUCUAUUCCGCAGUGCAAGACUGGACGAUGCCUCGGAGCGGGACAAGCGGCGGCUCAUCGAUGAGCUGCAUAUUUCGACCGUGAUUGAUUUACGAUCAAGAACCGAACACCAGAUGGCAGCGAAGAAAACGCAGGAGCGUCUCAAGGCCGGUGAUGCCAACGCGCAUCUCCUCGACCUUCCUGGCGUGCAGCGGCACUCGAUCAGUCUAACGGGGCGGGCGUUUGAAAAGUCUCUCCUCUGGCGACUAGACUGGUUCAACUUUUUUAAAGUUCUCUCCCUGGUUGCCUCCGGCUACCGCACCGAUGCCAUCCAUCUCAUCGCCCAGCAGGUGAUGCAACCGCGCGGGUUGAUCGGGUUAGGCCAGGACACGCUCGACUGUAGUGGAUCGGAGAUCAAGAAGAUCUUUGACAUCCUGUCUGCGGAAACGGAUGAAAAACUCGAUGGCGACGAGAAGAAGUCCGUUGAUGGCGGCGGCGGCGGCGGCAGCGGCAGCGACGCAUAUCCCAUCCUUCUACACUGCACACAAGGAAAGGACCGGACGGGUCUGAUCGUCCUGCUCGUGCUGUUUCUUGUCGGCGAUAUCGUCCCCGCCACAGCCAUUAGCGACGACUACGUUCGCUCCGAGCAGGAGCUCAGCGUCGAGUUCGACGAGCGGAUCGUCGAGAUCCGCGCCAUCGGCCUGUCGGACGAGUAUGCCAUGUGUCCGCCUUCGUUCACGCAGGAGAUCAAGGCCUAUCUCGAUGAAAAGUACGGGGGCAUUGCGCCGUACCUGGCUUCCAUUGGCGUUGAUGCCGGCCAGCAAGAGAAAAUAAAACGCCGUCUCUUGCCGUAG
This is a messenger RNA of Penicilliopsis zonata CBS 506.65, 1008 nucleotides long. RefSeq lists its product as hypothetical. Gene Ontology annotation, biological process: dephosphorylation. Gene Ontology annotation, molecular function: phosphoprotein phosphatase activity. The transcript is spliced from 5 exons. NCBI's taxonomy places the organism in Eukaryota, Fungi, Ascomycota, Eurotiomycetes, Eurotiales, Aspergillaceae. The record is from RefSeq and is a predicted model, not a curated record. Bases 1 to 1008 code for a protein of 335 amino acids.